GGAUGAUGUAAGUGCAUUGAUUGAAGGUGUCCUUUUGCACUGUAAGAGAAGGGAACUUGUUUUUCUUGUCUUCACAGUACAGAAAGUUUAAGCAAACAAGGAUAUCUCAGAACAUAGAGAGAAGGUUCUUCAGACGGUUUUCUGCAGCGUCACAUAUGAUGAUGAAGCAGUGAACGGAACACAAAAUUAAAUGAAAAGAAGAUACAUUACCAGGGUGAUAAGCGAAGAAUGGAGAUACUUCAAAUCUAAUCAAUCCUUGUAUUUCACAGUCCACAGUAAGAGGGAGUGGAUUUGAUUUAUGUUAUAUGUUGAGCACUUUUCAGUGAUAAUAUCCUUUUUUGGUCUUUAUUGACAAUUAGACGUGCCUCAACGACUGUUAAUAAUCAUUUAUAAAUAUUUUGUACUGUGUUCAAUAUUUUCUGUGUUACUCUUUUCUUUUAUUCCGGCAGUUUCCUUAACAAGCUUAAAUGAAUACUCCAAUGUUUAUAGUCUUGUACUAAACCUUUGUCCUAAAGGUCUGGUUUCUUCGACUCUGAUUUGCACUGAUCAAGGACUCCCUUACCCAAUGUAACACUUUUUAUUUUGAACAGGGAUAUGGACUCACCCGGUUCCUUCCGACUUUCCUUCGCAAGUCUACGAAUGCCUUUCUCAGAUGGCGUCAAAUACACUCUAUUGGGAAUCUCAGUCUCUCUGUUUGCAAUUGCAGCACUCAUACUAACAUGGCAGUUGUAUCAAUACUUCAAGCGCAAACCAAAACCCAGCGGAAAAGUAAAGAGCUAUCAAAGUGUGGAUGACAAACAGGCAGGGAACACUAUUUUUGAAGCAGCUGAUAAAGAAUCAGAUAUUCAGAAGCAUGAUUACAAGGUUCAAAAACUCGAAGAUGAAAUAAAAAAACUGAGCAGGUGCCUUUCAGCAACUUCGUCGAUUAGUGAGCAAGACAGCGCUGACUUUCAGAGCAUCACAGAGGCGGACGCUCAGAUGAACAUCCACGGGAAGCUCAGAUUCUCUGUGUCCUACAAUAGAGAGCAGUCCCAGUUUGCUGUGACUGUCCUGGACGCUACAGAUCUCCCGGUCCGAGACUUCAGCCAAAGCACCAACCCCUUUGUCAAGGUAAAGCUGCUGUCCGGACUGCUGUCCAAGCAGCCUAAUCUCCAGUGUGUCCUUCAGGAGUGGGAAACCAAGACGGUGAAAAACAGCAGGAACCCUGUCUUUGGGAGCCAGUUCUCCUGCCCACUGACCGAGAAAGAACUGAAGACGAUUACUCUCAAAUUAGAGGUCAGGGACUUUGACAGAUUCUCAAGACACAGUGUUCUUGGAGAAUUGAGGACACACUUGAACAAUUUAAACCUGUUAUCACAUCCGGUUGAGAUCUCCGAAGAGCUACAGAAGUUAAAUAAGGACUCGGUUGGAGAAAUACUUCUGUCUCUAAAAUAUCUUCCUACUGCCCAGAGAAUAGAAGUGGGGCUCCUAAAGAUUAAAACAGCUUCACUGACCAGCAAUCAAGAUAAAGCUUUGUAUGCAAGAGUCACCAUAGUCUGCAACCAGUGUAGGUUGAAGCACCAGAAAACCUCUCUGAAGUCAAAGUGGGGAAUUACUGUAUUCAAUGAGGUCCUGACAUUUUCACUGCUAGACUCUAACAUAAGGGAGUGUGUGAUUGCUGUCUCUGUUUAUGAAACUAUUGUCCAUCAAAAAAAUAGCAAGCGCCUGAUUGGACAAGCGAUCCUGGGGAAAAGGAAGGCCGGUGAAGAUGAGCACUGGUGUCUGAUGAUGCAGUCCCUGCGCCAGCCAAUCGCAAAGUGGCAUUCCCUUUUAAUAUAAAAGUGUGGUUACCAACUAUGGUGCAAAACUAUUUUUAAGAACCUCCCGCCACAACAAUUGAGUGUUGGCCAGCAUAGAUGGGUUCCAUUGCUGAUCAGAGGGGGUUGGGGCAAAUCGAGCAGAUGUAUGCACCUGCCAACCAAGCGUCUACCAUCAGCCCUCCUGUCAAGGUCUGUCAAAUCUGUUGUCUUGCCCAUCAUGACUGAAACUGACUUGAAACAGGGACAUGCAGCCUUUAUAUAUUACAGAAUAAUUGUCCGGGAUUACAGCCUGUUUUUUAAAAAGAAGAGGCCGAAUAACUGGCUAACUGACAUUUUCCUUUCUAAAAACAUUCUGGUUUAUGUUUAUAAUACAGACUAUCCCUUUGGUCAAUCUUGUUGGUUAGAUUUGGGAAAUACAAUAAAUAUAUUUUUCUUUAGUUCAUCCUUUAAUGUCUGGAUGUAUGUGGUAUUAGAAAGACUUGGGUUAGGCUUAAAAACACAUUGUGGAAUGAAAUGGAGGAGCCAUUCAGUCAGUUCCGUCAUUAUAUAAAUGGCCCAUAAUGAAGAUUAAAUAAUUAAGGGCCUGGUUGGUACAACAUCCUAUAAAUUAAAUGGAUUGCAAGACCCAAGGUUGAUUACUGAUUUUGAAAACAACAGUAUUUAUUAGACCAGUAAUGAGGGUCAUUUGAGCACUCCUGUGCCGAGUCCACUGGAGAGAGUCAGAGUGGUUCAUACUGCCCUGUAGUGUAAGGAGAGGAGAUACGUUUCACUUCAUUGUCUACAACAGACACUAAAGUGUUAAUUUCCCCCUCAAGGGACUUUCCAAGGGGCGAUUUAGAGUUCAUCCUGAGAGGAAUUUAUGUGGAAGAUAAACAUUGCCAGCAAUUCAUUUUGAUUUGAUGUACUUUGUACUUUUGUGGAAAGUUUCACAAUAACAGAACAGAGAUACUAUUAAUAAUGAAAAAAGAAAAUAUAUAUAUAAUGUAUAGUUUAAAUUGCUGCAAAUGAGUAUUAAGGCUGUAUGCAUGAGACUUUGUUAAUAAAUACAAUAGGGUUUGAUAUUAAGAGUAGUUCAUGAGUGUUUGUAAACCUUCCUUGAAGAAUAGAGUGUUUUGUUAUAGUGAACCUCAUGCCCUUAUUAGUAGCCCAUUGUACAGUGCAUUUUAUGCAAAGAAAAAAUAGCGUGGCUAUAAGAACUGAUAUUUCUGUUUUCUUGGUGUAACUUUCACACAGGGGUGUGUGCAGGUAUUCAUUUGGGGCAAAAUGGAUAUUAUACAAAAAUGUUCAAAUUAUUAUUUUGGUAUGAUCUCUUGCCUGUAAAAUGCUGUACAGUAUAUCAAUAUUGUGAUUGGUUAUUAUAGCCUUAUAGAAAAGCUUGAAAAAUACUGCUUGAAUACCACAAUACCACGCAGCAAUCCAUUGCCAUGAGGAAACCAUCAGCUUAAUGUAUUCAGAACACAUAUUGCACAGUGCUCCUGGUACUAAUGUGGUGCGUGGUUCUGUAGUGGAUUAUCAUUGUGUAUUGAAUCUUACCAUUGUGAUUCUCUUGAUAUGUCCAAGUAACAUGUCACCAUCAUGGUACAGUACCCUAUACUAUUGUUACUGCCAUUUGCUACCAUUGCUCCAUAGUACAAAACCUACUGCACUGCCAGUAAAGAUUUUGACAUGUAACAUUUGACAUUCCAUUAAAUCCCAUUGCUUCAGUAACAUCUUCGUCAUCUGUCUGUGGUUUAAAAUGGUUCAAAGUGGCAUCGCUGCAAUGUGGAUAAGGUUCUGAUCAAACCUGAACUGUUCAGAAUCCUAACCCAACAUCAAACCCAACAUCGCUAUAAAGAUAACAUCCCACGAAGCAGGGCAAGGGGCUGACCGUCCAGGUCUCCCUCAGCAGGUUGUUUUAUCUUUUGAGAACAGCAGAAGAGUACUCAUAAGCUACUUGGAAUAUAAUAUUGUUCCUAAAGGUCACCUGAUUUCUUAUGUAAACCUGCUUCAAAGAAAAAAACUCUCCCUUACAAGUCAAACAAGACCUCCGAAGACAUACCUGUUCUGUCCAAUUGAUAGUUAAAAAAACAAUUAAGGGCUCACUGCCCUCCCACUCAGCAAACCUAAUGAAAUGCAUAACACAUGCCUUUAGAGAUUAUAUUAUAUGAAAGGUGCAAUGCCAGGUACAUAGA
Messenger RNA from Acipenser ruthenus (sterlet), 3970 nucleotides. Its product is annotated as synaptotagmin-6-like. Lineage: Eukaryota; Metazoa; Chordata; Actinopteri; Acipenseriformes; Acipenseridae. Gene Ontology annotation, cellular component: axon; synapse. Gene Ontology annotation, molecular function: phosphatidylserine binding; SNARE binding; clathrin binding. Gene Ontology annotation, biological process: regulation of calcium ion-dependent exocytosis; cellular response to calcium ion; regulation of dopamine secretion. The transcript has 8 exons. The record is from RefSeq and is a predicted model, not a curated record. The coding region runs from base 595 to 1818 and encodes 407 amino acids.